Molecule: messenger RNA, 2446 nt
Organism: Cladophialophora immunda
Lineage: Eukaryota; Fungi; Ascomycota; Eurotiomycetes; Chaetothyriales; Herpotrichiellaceae
Product: peptidyl-tRNA hydrolase
Exons: 2
Coding region: 130-762 (210 amino acids)
Cellular component (GO): cytosol; mitochondrion
Molecular function (GO): peptidyl-tRNA hydrolase activity
Source: RefSeq, a predicted model, not a curated record
GUUUGGACGAUCCGGGCCACUUGAUCGGGGUAAGCGAUCAGUGACGAGAGCAUGUUGGGGACCCGAGGAGUCGCUUGAUCGACAUCUGUCUCUUUGUCUGGCUAUACCUUUCCGCGCCGUCCGUUCACCAUGGCCGAAAAAGGCUCUCCGUCUCUCGCAGCCGUUGCGGUUUCUUCUCUCAUUCUGGGCCUGCUGGCAGGCUAUUUUAUCGGGCAAGGUUCUAGCAUAGGCGUCUUUGGUGGUCCCGGAAAUGCGAAGCAAGCUAGAAAAAGCUGGCCAAACAGCUAUGACGUCAAAGUCCAUGCCGACUCGAGCGACGACCAGGCGGAUGAUGAGGACGAAGCGGACGACGAAGAUGAAGAUGAAGAUGACGGGCAAGAGCUGAACGAUUUCAAGGACUCCACAGAGGAGGUGAAGCUUGUGUUAGCUGUGAGGACGGACCUGGGCAUGGGCAAGGGCAAGAUUGCAGCUCAAUGCUCCCAUGCUACUCUUGCAUGCUACAAAUACCUCCUCAACCACGUCACCUCGGCUCCUCUCCUGAAGCGUUGGGAAUGGGGAGGUCAGCCGAAGAUUGCGGUACAAGUCAAGUCCGAGGAGGAGUUGGAGACACUUCAAGCACAAGCAAUCAGCUUGGGGCUCUGCGCAAGGAUCAUACACGACGCCGGAAGGACACAAAUUGCCGCCGGCAGCACCACAGUACUGGGUGUUCUCGGGCCCAAAAGCGUGGUUGACCAAGUCACUGGUCACUUAAAACUCCUAUGAUUGAAAGAUGGUGGAAAUAAUCAGUCAGACAGACCUUGCCGGAACCCGGAAGCAUGAAACUCGACACACAAAAGCCUCGAACUGUCCGGUCAAUUUUUCGCAUCAAAUGUUGUCUCCAAACACCAAAUCCACGAGAGCAAAAGGUUGAGCAGCUCCUAGGAUCUAAGACCGCGACGACAUUAGAUGUACGUCUCCCGGGUCCCCUUCUCACUGCUUCUAUAAAUCGCGUCGAUCAUUUUGUGCCUGACCAAGGCAUCUUCAAAUGUAGUGACGGUCCCAGACCCGGCACCAGCGAAUGCGUCCCAAGCCUGGCCGACGUUGUACGCGAAGUCGGAGGCGACUUCCACCUUGACCUCCUCCGGUUGCGGGCCUUUUCCAUCGUCAAAUGAUUUGAACGAUGCCUCUUCCUCUGCCUUCACGAACUUGAUGGUUGGGUGAAACAUCUCGACAAGUCCACUGGGUCCUUCUAGAAUCAGGCUGCCUUGGGUUCCAUUGAUUUCCCAGUAGAAGUCAUUGCCUGUCAGAGAAUGACCGCCCUGGUACACAACAGACGCCACACCUCCCCGCGCCAACGUCCCUGUCACACUCAUAUAAUCGUGGCAGGUCUUGUCGACGAUUUUUUGCACUUUGCCGGUAGUCGGAUCGACUAUGGGCAUCUUUGGUCGGUGAUUGGCCAGAGUGGCUUGCAAGUCUUUGAACUCCCCCAGCACGAAGCAAAGCGCAUCGAUUGCAUGCAUAGCAGGGAUGGUGACAAGAUUGGCGCCGGCCUCGAUGGACAAUUCGUAUUCGAGAGGUGCUGGCAUUACUCGACCCAUUAUCUUACCAGACCCAAUCAUCUGCAAAAGGCGAAUGGUCAGUGUUAUCGUUCAAGCAAACCCAGGUACCAAGUAUCUCGCAAGGGUCUGAAGAGAGGGAAAGAGUUUACCGUCGUCCCUAAGAUACCGCCCAGUUUUCCUGAAGCAACCAUUUCCUUGGCCUUGCGGAUGCUCGGAUUCUGACGUGCUUGGAGCCCGAUCAUGGUCUUCACAUGCUGCGACGUGGCGAGAGACGUGAGCUCCUCUGCUUCUCUCAGGUUUGCACCAAGAGGCCACUCCACGAAGACGUCUUUUUUGGCCGCGAUCGCGGGCUUGGCCAAUCCGUAGUGAGUCGGGGUCUUGACGGAAACAACAACUACGUCGACGUUCGGAUCGCGCACGAGAGAUUCCACAUCGCCGUAGCAGGCGACAUUGCCAGGAAGACUGUACUUCUGGACGGCCUUCUCGGCAGAAGCUCUGCUGCUGUUCUGAAGAGCCGUGAUGCGGUAGUGCGAGGAUUGCAGCAGAUAGGGCAAAUGAGAACCAGCGGCCCAGGAACUGUUUGACGAGGAAUGCGUGAGUGAUGUGUUCGUCGUGGAAACGAAAACAAGCAGAGUAGAAUCGUGGGAAAUGGUCCUCACCCUUCAGCGGAAAGUCCAAUCACGCCCAACCUGAUGGGUGCCAUCUUCUCGAGGAGAAAGUAACUGUCGACAGUCGCGAACAGGCUGAGUUAUAGAUGUACAGCCAGGGAAUCCAAUAUUCUCGUACGGCGAUGUUGUAGAGGACUUUGUUUCACGGUUAUAGACUGAUCACGAAGCUCCUCCUUUUGACACCCAGCGUCCUCGCAUCUUUAUACAUCUGUGCCCCAGAAGGAAAGAAACAUUAUGCCG